GAUAGACAGUGACAUACUCGAUUCCCUUUUCCCUCUCUCUCUCUCUCAUUCACUUACUCUCUCACUCUCACUCGUUGGUUCAGUCGGUCUUUCUCCGUGGCUCACCGUUCCGGUGUUCUACAGAGAGACAGGUAGAGAGACGAUGAGGAUUCUCGAUGGAGGAACCGACGGCGGAUUGGUCUCGUUGGUCCGUUUUAAAAGCAUGGAAACCACCGCGUACGCCUCUCGCCAUUUCCGCGGAGUCGCGUCGUCGUCGUCGUCGUUGUUGUUGUCGUCGUCGUCGUCUGCCUGCACGAUACUCAAACCAACACGAGAGGAUUGAUUGAUUGAUUUCGACAGAAAAUUCUGAAAAAGAAAAUAAGAAAGAAAGAAAGAAAGAAAGAAAGAAAGAAGACCAUCGAGUCUUCAUAUCAUUUUAAUUCGUUAAUGAUUAAUUAACAACAAGUUAAUUUUUGUCAUCUCUGUUCUUUUCAAAGAGAUAACAAACGUCAUCGACCGUUCACGAAUAUUUCAUACACAAAUUUACGAUUCGUACUGGCGAUGAGUUUGAAAGUUAAACUGGUGAUUCCGAGACAAAAGAAAUCACGUCAAGCGUGAAACGAUUAACGCGUCGACGUGCUCGGACAAGAAGGCUGGAAGGUUGACAGGAUGGGUAGAAACUUGAGAAGCUCGAGAGAGAGGAGAAACGAUGUGGUUCUUUUGGAAAUCGGAUUGCUUCCGUAUUAGUUUCUUUAUUUUGCAGCUUAAGCCGUAAGGAUAUAUCCGUGGAUUCAAAAGUAGGCCGAGUUCCGGUCUACGCGUGCAUUGAGUCUACUUAAUCAGGAUGAAAUCCAAGACUCCGGCAACAAUAGCCUCGCGAUACCCGAAGGACCGGUGGGCAAAAUGAAAGCUCCUGAGAAACAAUGGAAGCGUCCACGCAAGCAUGACGGCCUCUUUCAGAUUCGUGGAGGCCAUGUUUAGCCGUGCCCAAGGGAAACAUUCUUCUUACAAAGCUCGUCUACGUCGAGCCAACCGAAGAAUAUCAACGGUCGGUUGGUGACCGUGUCACGAGAAAGCUGAACUGCCGGAGGAGUAUGUUAGUGACAAGGCAACACCCUCUACGAGGGCGCAUAUUACUCGCCCUAUUCUUACUCGUCGGAAGUUUCGCGUUGCCAUCGAAAGCGGCAGCUUUUCCCGAUUGGACGGAUUGCCCUGCCGUUUGCAGAUGCAAGUGGACCUCCGGAAAAAAGUCAGCCCUUUGUCCGGAUGCUGGACUGACCUCGCUCCCAGCCUCCUUGGAUCCGGACAUGCAAGUGUUGGAUCUAUCUGGCAACAAAAUACCGGCCCUACAAUCGGAGAUAUUCAAGCGUGCCGGUUUGUUGAAUCUACAAAGAGUUUUCUUGAGAAACGCCGGCAUUCACGAGAUACACGCGGACUCGUUCAGAGACAUGAGGAUACUCGUAGAAAUCGAUCUUUCGGACAAUCACGUGAAAAAUCUCGAGGCAGAGACUUUCCUCGGUAACGAGAGGCUUAGGAUUCUUAUACUCAGCGGUAAUCCUUUGGGCAUGCUCAAGAGCCAUCAAUUUCCGAUUCUCCAACACCUUAGAACUUUGGAGUUACAGAGGUGUUCCUUGACCGAGAUACACGGGCAAGCCUUCGUCAGACUCGCAGGCUUGGAAUCUCUCAAACUCGAUAGCAACGAACUCCAGUACUUGGACGCUCCGGUUAUAUCGAGUUUACCACGUCUAAAGACACUUACCUUGGACGGCAAUCAUUGGAGUUGCGACUGCAGAUUACGUGGAUUUCGUACUUGGUUGAUACCGGAGACCCCGAGCAAAUUGUAUUCCGUGUCACAGUUUUGUUUCGCGCCUGAAAGACUGAAAGGUAGAAAAUGGGAAGAAGUGAAGCCAGGAGAAUUUGCCUGUGAACCGGAGGUAAUCGUAUUGGCCAGUACAAUCCAAGAGGAGAGUAACGGUAAUUUGAGUCUCGCGUGUUUGGCAUCCGGAGAUCCGGAGCCGGAAGUAUGGUGGCAAUUGAACGGCGGUCCCGUUAACGCAACCAGAAUUUCCGAUCAAACAUACGUAGGUACAUACGUAGCUCGUGUAUCCUCCGACACGAAUAUCGUCUAUAACGAGAAAUCCGAAAGAGUUACCGCCGACAGGUGGAGCAAUUUAACUGUUUACAAUGCGAGCGACGGGGACGCAGGAGAAUACGCGUGUUUCGCAAAAAACAUAGCUGGCCUUGCGAGGGACACCGUAAGCGUAGCCAUACCACGUAUUUACACGGCACCGACAUUGUCCCAGAGCGACAAUUGGUUGCUUUGGGUUAGCCUAGCUGGGGGCGGGGCAGCUGCUCUAGGUGCUUCAGUUUCGGCCAUAUUAUUGGCAUUCUGUUUGUGCGGUGGCAGUCGUCGCAACGGUAAACGAGAAAAAGUCAAACUGCAAGGAAGUACGAGCUUCGGUGAUCAAGAAAAGAAAUUAUUGGAUCUAUCAGUGACGACUACGACGGCUGGUAGCGCGAACGAUCGUGCCAGUGGUCAUGGCAGUUUGGCCGAGGCAUGUAGCACCGGUGACCUCGAACUGGCCGAGCGUGUUUCUAUCUGUGAUCACAUGGGAGCUGCUACGGUGACGGUAGAAAGACUUAGACCGGAGAUAAGCAAUUCGACUAACGUGUGUCGUGCCAUACCCUGUCCCGCAGGUUUCCCCCCGCCCCCGCCGGAAUUUACGACGGGUGUUUUGCCGGCCGGUAUCUUCGGCAACAUCUUCAUAUCCGUUUCUAUGCCCCAGGACUCGACGGAACGUUGUUACCCGGACUUACUCGACAUUCCGGUCCACGGUGCGGUCAGUGGCGUUACCGAAAAAAAUACGGUCGCCGCUUUACCUUCGACCCCAUGUGUAUCGAGUUUCGCGACGCUUCCUCGACGAGCCCUUCGCAACGCAACGGAUCUUGGUUCACCCUACGACAAUAUGGGCCCGAGGGUCACUGCCAACGGAAGUUCCGCCUUCUCCCUGACCGACGUCGAUUUGAGAUUAUCCCCGCCCCCACCCCCGCGAAUCAUUCAACCACCCCACGAGUUCGUCUCUCUUUAGAAUAAUUCUAUCCUAUAUUCGGGUAGAGAUAUCUCCCUGUGCGCGAAUAUUAACGAAAAAUAAUCUAACCCGAGAACGAUCGUUGAAACUCGUUCGAUGCCACGCGUCGUCGUCAUUGUCGUCAUCGUCUCGGUUCGUUGAACACGAGUUUCUUCUUUUUUUCUUUCUUUCUUCCUUUCUUUCCGUCUGUCUUUUACAUUCAGCCGAUAAAAGAGACUCCAAGGCUGAUCCUAGAGCUAAAAAAUGAACAGAGAGACUUAUUCUCAGCUCGUGUGUGUGUGUAUGUGAGAGAGGGAUAUAGAAAUAAAGGAAAAUAUAAAAAAAAGGAAGGAAAGAGAGAAAGAAAGAAAAAGAAAAAGAGAGAGAGAGAGAGAGAGAGAGAGAAAAGACCGUAUUAUGACGUUCUCGAGAUUCCAGGACAGAGACACGAAGAGAACCGGUGAUUCCAGAAAAGGAGCAAUUUUAGCUACGUGUCAGGUUGACACCUGUCUCUGAAUUUUGAAUAUCUGUCUGUCCGCUUGUCUGCCCGCCUUGCCUGCUUGCGUGAGUGCCCGAGAAUAUCUCGUAACCCAAAUGACGAAGAGAUACGAUCAAAGAAAUGAUAAGAAAGAGAAGUGGGGAGAAAAAAGAGAUGAGGAAAUAAAAAAGAAAAAAAAUGAAAAAAAAAAGA
Polistes canadensis is the source of this 3738-nucleotide messenger RNA. Its product is annotated as leucine-rich repeat-containing protein 24-like. NCBI's taxonomy places the organism in Eukaryota, Metazoa, Arthropoda, Insecta, Hymenoptera, Vespidae. The transcript has 4 exons. The record is from RefSeq and is a predicted model, not a curated record. Gene Ontology annotation, molecular function: protein binding. Bases 1074 to 3068 code for a protein of 664 amino acids.